Cottoperca gobio is the source of this 924-nucleotide messenger RNA. Its product is annotated as olfactory receptor 4P4-like. The transcript has a single exon. Gene Ontology annotation, molecular function: odorant binding; G protein-coupled receptor activity; olfactory receptor activity. The record is from RefSeq and is a predicted model, not a curated record. Bases 1 to 924 code for a protein of 307 amino acids. Lineage: Eukaryota; Metazoa; Chordata; Actinopteri; Perciformes; Bovichtidae. Gene Ontology annotation, biological process: detection of chemical stimulus involved in sensory perception of smell; G protein-coupled receptor signaling pathway. Gene Ontology annotation, cellular component: membrane.
AUGGAUAAUGUUUCAGUAAUUACUAUGUUUACUCUUUCAGGGUUAAGUGGGAGAACAAACUACAGAGUUUUACUCUUUAUUCUCACUUUGUUGUGUUACUCUGUGAUUUGGCUGGUAAAUUUAACCGUUAUUGUGACAAUCAUUGUGGACAAAAAGCUUCAUGAGCCCAUGUAUAUCUUCCUGUGUAAUCUGUGUAUUAAUGGACUUUAUGGGACAGCAGGCUUUUACCCAAAAUUCCUCAUGGAUCUUCUGUCUGCCAUUCAUGUCAUCUCUUAUGCUGGAUGUCUUCUGCAGGGUUUUGUGUUGCAUUCUUCAGUUUGUGCGGAUUUCUCUCUUCUAGUGCUAAUGGCCUACGACAGAUAUGUGGCUAUUUGUAGACCUCUGGUGUACAACUCUGUGAUGACUAAACAGAGAGUUUGGGUGUUUGUGCUUUUUGCUUGGCUUAUACCCAUAUAUUUGAUUUUCAUGAGUACCGUAACAACAUCAAGAAUGAUGUUAUGUGGCUCACACAUACCAAAAAUAUACUGUGUUAAUUGGUUGAUUGGUAAAUUAGCUUGCUCUGCCUCCAUAGCAAACAUUGCUAUUCCUGCUUUUAAUUAUACAUUUUAUUUUUGCCAUUUCGUAUUUAUCAUUUGGUCUUAUAUGUAUCUGAUCAAAACAUGCCUAACAUCCAAAGAGAAUAGGACAAAGUUUAUGCAAACAUGUCUGCCACAUUUAUUCUGUUUACUUACCUUUCUUGUGUGUUUGUUAUUUGAUUUGUUGUACAUGCGAUUUGGCUCAAAGGCGUUACCACAAAGUGCUCAGAACUUUAUCGGGAUAGAAUUUCUCUUUAUUCCUCCAAUUAUCAAUCCCCUCAUAUAUGGUUUUAAAUUGACACAAAUAAGAAACAGAAUUACAGAGUUUUUGUGUGGUAAAUGUCACUAG